UUGGGAUCCAGCUGUGCGCGGUGCGCUGGCUCUGCAGGACGUGUCCUCCGAACCCAGGCGUCUGCAGCCCCGCUCUGGCCAGUGGCCGGACACACACUGCCCACUGGCCGGCUCUGCUCUCUCUCCGCCGGGUGCUAACGCCCACCCACCCUGCCCGACCCCCUCUCUGUACCUGGGACUCUUGGCGCUGGGACUGGUUCCCGGAGCUCAGAUUCAGAUUCAGAUUCAAUUUUAAUUGUCAUUGUCAGUGUACAGCGGUGCAUUCGGGACAUCCUGCAGGGCGGGCAGCUCCAGCUCUAGAAGCUGAAGAUCCGAAAGUUUCCCAAAGAGAUCCAGUGAUGCACUAGACCAAGGGUUCCCAGAGGUAAACGAGACUACCCCAGUGUCCCAGUUGGAAGAUACAGCGCGGGGGAUCCAGUAUCUGCACUGGGAGAUCCAGUGCCCAGGCCGCAAGAUCGAGAUCCAGUGACUGCCCAGUGAUCCAGUGACCGACUGGGAGAUCCAGUGUCUGCACAGGGAGAUCCAGUGAUCGACUGAGAUACCGGGAUGGCCGGAGAGGGGUCGGAGAGAUCCAGUGGAGAGGACACGAGUGCCCAGGGCCAGUGCGAGUGCCCAUAUCCCACCGGCACUGUAUAUGCCAUCAGCCAGUGGGGCGUCAGUGAAAGCGCUGUAGCAAUCCCCAACAAGAGAACCAAGGUGUCGAAGAGAACAAUUGCGCUCAUUGUUCUGUUGCUGGGAGCUGCCGUGCAGACCGGCAUUGGCGUUGGCAUCUGGUACUUCUUGUCUGGCAAAAACCAACAGGACAGCUCUAAGGUUGGGGUCCAUUAUUUGGGAAGCUUGCACAUACAGAACGAGGACUUCAUCAGCGAAUAUGGACAGAAAGGGUCUCAGGAGUUCAAAAAGAAAGCUUCUGAUAUCAAUGAUGAGAUCAAGAAAGCGAUCUCCUCUUCAGACUUUCAAUCGUAUUACAAUAAAUCGGUGGUCUUCACAUUUGGGAAGGGAAGCUUGCUGGCCUAUUUCUGGAUGGACUUCCGAACAACGGAGAAGGAAAAGCAGGAAAUCAGCACUGAGCUGGUGAGGACUUCGAUCAGCAAAUUCUUUGAGGCUCAAGGAUCGACGGAUUACCAGGUCCUCGCAAAUUCAACGGAAGUAACGAGGGUCUCAAGAAAGGACUUGAAAACCCUGGCUUUUGCAGCAGAGUGCCACCAGUAUGUCUUCGUCGACAGCUCCCACAGCAUCAGGCUGGAAGGGCCGGACUCCAACUUCAAGAGUUGCUUCUGGCAUCUGCAGGGACUGGCUGGUCAGCUACUGAGGCUUCGGUUGGAGUGGGUCAAGAGCGACUGCCGGGACCGCAUCUUAGUCUUCGACGAGGCCACCGCCGCCCGUCACAACCUCCUGACCUCCCUGUACCGGUGCAACUGGCAGGAGCCAGCGGUGGAGGUGGUCUCCUCCAGUAAUGUCAUGUCGAUCAUCUGGAAGGAAGGUCGGUACAGCAACGAUGACACGUUCACCCUGUCUGCUCAGGUUCUGCCCAAGACCGAAUGCUUUGCGAAUAUCACCCUGAGAGAGGAAUGGGGCAUACAAGGCUAUAGGAGCACCCCGUACUUCCCCAGUUACUACCCACCCAACGCUCACUGCACGUGGUUCUUCACUAUCCCAUCGCUGGACUACGGAAUCACGCUGUGGUUUGACGGGUAUGAGCUGGACACACCGCCAUUCACCAAACUGUGCCGGCAAGGCCAGUGGACGGUCCAGAACCGCAACCUCUGUGGACGGCGGGUAUUGCAGCCGUACGCUGAGAGAAUCUUCGCCGUGGCGCUCACCACCAAGGUGACCUUCAGCUCCAAGGUGACCUUGACGGGGCCUGGCAUCCAGUUCCACUACAGCCUCUUCAACCAGUCCCACCCUUGCCCCGACGGUGUCCUGUGUUUGGUGUCAGGUCUGUGUGUGCCAGAAUGCGACGGGUUGAAGGACUGCAGCAACAACGCAGACGAGAGCAACUGCGUUUGUCCCGCACAGCACCAGUGUACGGGGGAAAGCUCAUCCUGUCUGUCUCUGCACAAAGUCUGCAACCUGGUGAACGAGUGUGAGACUGGUACUGAUGAACAGCACUGCGAUGGAGCCGUUCCUUGCACCCCGUUCACUUACCAAUGUGCUGACGGUUCUUGUGUGAAGAAGGCCAACCCACAGUGUGACUACGAGAACGACUGCCUGGACAGCAGUGAUGAGCAAAACUGCGACUGUGGUCUUCAGAUCAGCAAGAGCAGGAUCGUUGGAGGGACUAACUCGACAGAGGGUGAGUGGCCCUGGCAAGUCAGCCUCCAGGCUUACAGCAGGCACAUCUGUGGUGGGAUCCUCAUCAAUGAACGGUGGGUGCUGUCUGCAGCUCACUGCUUCCCUAGCAGUAAGGCACCACCUGAACAGUGGACCAUCAAACUGGGCAAGUUCAAGUUGAACACCGUGGGGAAGAACGAGCUCAGCUUCAAGGCGCUGCGGAUCAUCGUGCACCCGUACUACGACCAGGAAACCUCAGACUACGACGUGGCCCUUCUUGAGUUGGACCAGCGCGUGCCCGUGAUGCCAACCUCCUUCCCCAUCUGCCUACCUGCCACGUCGCACGUUUUCGAAGCAGGCCUGUUGUGCUGGGUCACAGGCUGGGGGACGACAGAGGAGGAAGGGUCAUUGUCAGAUGUUCUUCAGAAGGUGGACGUGAGACUGGUUGACCAAUCCACAUGCGACGAGGCUUACACCGACAUCAGCAGCCGAAUGCUCUGUGCCGGAUACGCUGAGGGGGAGAAGGACUCCUGCCAGGGAGACUCUGGAGGACCACUGGUGUGCGAGGAGACCAGCGGGAGAUGGUUCCUGGCUGGAAUCGUCAGCUUUGGCUACGGCUGUGGCCGACCAGAUUACUAUGGUGUCUACACACGGGUGACCAGGGUUGUCCGCUGGAUUCACACCAUCGCCUGGUAACUGAAGAGAUUCCUUCAUGCACCUUCGGCUCAGCAAGGCUAACCACCAGGGCUGACAUCACACGGGACCACUUUGAAGGCACCACAAGGCUGGGCACCUUUUGAUGAUGUCAGCAUAAGAAUGUCAAUGCUCAACACCUGUUGAUGAUGUCAGUAUGGGAACAUUAACAUCUUUGAUGAUGUCAGCAUUGGAAGGUCACCACUCAGCACCUUUCGAUGAUGUCAGCAUUGGAAGGUCAACGCUCAGCACCUUUUGAUGAUGUCAGCAUUGGAUGGUCAACGCUCAACACCUUUUGCUGAUGUCAGCACUGGAUGCUCAACACCUUCUGAUGAUGUCAACAGAAGGUCAACGUCUUUUGUUGAUGUCAGCACGGGAUGGUCAAUGGUCAACGCUCAACACUUUUGCUGAUGUCAGCACUUGACGCUCAACAGCUUGUGAUGAUGUCAGCAGAAGGUCAACAUCUUUUUGCUGAUGUCAGCGCUGGACGCUCAACACCUUCUGAUGAUGUCAGCAGAAGGUCAACACCUUUUGCUGAUGUCAGCAGGGGAUGGUCAUCGCGCCCUUUGUAAAUAAGCUAUGAAGCCAAUGAGUCCACAU
Molecule: messenger RNA, 3567 nt
Organism: Leucoraja erinaceus (little skate)
Lineage: Eukaryota; Metazoa; Chordata; Chondrichthyes; Rajiformes; Rajidae
Product: transmembrane protease serine 6
Biological process (GO): proteolysis
Molecular function (GO): protein binding; serine-type endopeptidase activity
Source: RefSeq, a predicted model, not a curated record